GUGUUUCGCCGCGCCACCGCUGAGAGCGGGGCUCUGAACGUGGCCAACUCUUCCUCAAUACCCUUCACCUGAACCCACAGCUACCACCAGAACUUCCCAACGACUCGCGACACAAUUAUUACUAUCUCCGCCUGCUACGCCGUCAUCUCAGGCGACUUCGAAGACGUGAAUCGAUCGCACUUCGGAAGAACGAAGCCCGCCCAGCAAACUAGCCGCCAAUAGUGUGCCAUCUACAUCGAACUGGCCGUGUUCGCAAACAUAACAAGAUCCCACGACCCAAAUCUACCCUCGUCCAGUCGCCGCUGCCGAAUCCGAAUCGGUUACAUUCGUCGCCGAAAGAACAAUGUCGGACCCUUUGUCAGUCGUCGCCUCGAUCGCCGGGCUUAUCGGCAUUUCGGCAAAGAUCAUCAGUAUGCUCAAAGGUGUCUACGACUGCGGAGCGAAAGCGAAGGGUGCGCCAGAGUCCAUUAGUUGUGUCAUAGACGAGAUGCAAGACAUGAACGUCAUCUUCUGUGAAGUUCAACUCUUUGUUAUCGGUCAAAGCAAGAGCCGGCAACAGAACAGAUUAACAAUGAUAUCCGUCCAUCAUCUUAUCGCAACCUUGAGCGGAGGUGUCUUGGUCUGUUCCAGUCUGGAUAAGUACUUGAGCGAGGUGGUGGGGAUUGUCGAUCCGAGUGUGCCAGCCGGUAAAGCGGGACUCAUGUGUGAGCGGGUCAAAUGGGCGGCGUGGAAAGAGGCGCAGGUCACCGAAGUCAUCGAGGACCUUCAGCGGCACAAGCUGAGUUUGAAUUUGAUGCUGGGUAUAAUUCAGUGUCACACCGCUGCAGAGGCCACUGAAAGUCUCGGAAAGUUGCACGAGAUCAUGGCACAGAUUCUGGAUUCCAACCACGUAAUCUCGGUGCAGCUUCGAGGGCUCAUUGCACAUCAAUCAAAUGGAUCCACUUAUGCGUCCUCCGUUAAUCCCACGAGCGAAUUUGGCGUCGCAAACCUCGCUUUCCGACCGAUCCCAGACGACACCGCAUAGAUUAAGAGCACAGAAACAUCCUUCAGCAUCGGUUCCACCCGAUCCACCCGGUCAAUCUGGUCUCUGUUACCGUCGUUCACAGUGGAUUCGAGAGACUCGAGACCAUACAAGCGGGCGCAACUCUGGGGUAUGAGAGCA
Molecule: messenger RNA, 1162 nt
Organism: Tricharina praecox
Lineage: Eukaryota; Fungi; Ascomycota; Pezizomycetes; Pezizales; Pyronemataceae
Exons: 2
Coding region: 344-1024 (226 amino acids)
Source: RefSeq, a predicted model, not a curated record